Molecule: messenger RNA, 261 nt
Organism: Sphenostylis stenocarpa
Lineage: Eukaryota; Viridiplantae; Streptophyta; Magnoliopsida; Fabales; Fabaceae
Source: the annotation of a GenBank genome assembly
AUGCUUUUCUCAUCAGAUGAAGCCCAAAUCCAACCAGAUCGGGACACCGUAAGAAAAACACAGAGAGGGAAAACAACAUUUGGGGUAAUGGGUGAGAGAAACUCGCUGAAACUGCCUCGACGUGCAUUUAACAAAAACAAAGUGAUUACUCCAAGGAAGGAUACAGAGCCUUACGAUUCCGCCGAAGUCAAAGGAGUUAACCGGUCGCCGGAGAUGGACCGAGGAAAACGGUCGGCAUCGGAGAAUAGUGGUGUUCUGUAA